Messenger RNA from Durio zibethinus, 1860 nucleotides. Its product is annotated as putative E3 ubiquitin-protein ligase XERICO. NCBI's taxonomy places the organism in Eukaryota, Viridiplantae, Streptophyta, Magnoliopsida, Malvales, Malvaceae. The record is from RefSeq and is a predicted model, not a curated record.
AUAUUAAAUAUAAAAGUAAUCAUUCCUUUCUCAAUUCCGCAGCCAUCAUUUUUUUUUUUCUCUUUGCUCCAGCAUCCGCCAUGGCUGCUCUAUCUGAAUUCUUCUCCCACCUCUACACCAUGACCAUGGUCUUUUUCACUCUCGUACUACUUGAAGUUGCAAUCCUUAUCAGGUCCAUCACCGGCGGCGUUUGUAACUCCGAAAAACGCCUCAUCACAACAUCGCAGUACCUGAAAUUGAUUGAAGAAAAGAACCCAACAAUCCGUUACUCGAGAAGACCAACAUCGAGGGUGGAUCAGUCAAAUGAAUGUGCAGUGUGUUUGUCAGAGCUUGAGGAAGGUGAGAAAGUGAGGAGAUUGAAAUGUAAGCAUAUUUUCCACAAGGACUGCCUGGAUAGGUGGCUUCAACAAUAUUUGGCUACUUGCCCACUUUGCAGGACUAAAGUUUUGCCUGACGAGAUUGUGGCUAACUAUCACAGGCUGCAAAAUCAGAUAGAGUAUGAUGGGAGUGAUGAAGAGAUGAUUUUCUUGUUAUCUGCCUUACAUGGUAAUAGUUUACACAGAUUGUUCUGAUUUUGAUACUACUAGGAUUGUUGAGUUUUUAAUUUUAAUUCACUUGGCUGACAGAAACAUAUAUUAUUUCUCUCUUUUUAGGGUAAAUAUAUUUAUGUAUAUAUUUCUAUAUUAGCAAUCUUGUGAAAUUGAACAUCUUGGCCUUCUUCAAUUGCCUGUGUAUUGUGUUUUCUGGGCUAAUUUGUGCCUAAGUUUCUGGUCCUCAACUAGAACAAAUUCCAUGGAUUGGAGGAUGUAUAGAGAAAUCUGUAUUGUGCCAGAAUGCCAAUACCUUGUUUUGGGUAUGAAAGCUUCUCAAAGUAAAAUAGAAAUUUGUAUGUUUAUUAGUAAUUAGUUUUAUUCCAAGAGGAUAAUCAACAGCAACCAGAAAUGAAGCCCAGUUCUCACUUAUCUUGAAACAAUAGAUAGAGUCUUGCUUGGUGAUCUAAUCUAUGAAUCAGCUUCAUGGUUGCUACCCAUGCUUAGUCACUACCAGAACCCACUCUACAUAGAAGUAGGUAGGCCUGCUAAAGCCAAUAGACGUUUCUUCAUUACCAAUACCUAAAAUUUUAAUCUAGAAGAUUGGUAGGUGAUGACAGUGGAGGUUUCUUUUUUAUUUUUUUACUUUAAUUUUUGCUGAAUAAGGGAGUGGAGUCCUUGACACUGAUAAAUCAAUUGUGCUAAGGUAUAGACAGAUUCAGAGUCAGCUCAGAUAUAGAAUGUUGCUUAAUCACUUAAACAAGAGAGUUCAAUAUUCUGUCAACAGAUCAUAUUACUAUUUUCAUUGUUGGAUUUCUCCAAACUUGUUCAAAAUAUGUUAAAAUGUAGAAAAUUUGGAAAUUUCUUGUUGGAAAAAGUAGAGGAAAGCAGAUGUUGCCACUGGUUCUACCUAAUUUAUGUCAGCAAGAACCGUCAUGUUGGUGUUUUUCAACUUAAUUAGGUGUAUUCUUUCUUAAGAUUGCUGUUGUGGAAAACUUUUGUAUUCUCUUUGAAGUCCUUUAAUUUAAAAAAAAAAAAAUGGAAUGAUAGUAAACCUAAUUGAUUGAGGAGCAUGAGAUCAUCAGUGCUCCUAGAAUUAACAUAUUUUAUGCAUCAUUAUUCAUGGAUUACUUAGUGAACCGUACUUGAACAUUGUUAUCUUGGCCGGCCUUUCUCUAAAUUUAGCUGUUAAGGUCAGUUCCAGAGGAUAUAUUAUUUUUUUUGAAAAGGAGGAUAUAUGAUAUUUAUAUCUAUUGCUGAAUGUGGAUUAAGUCUCAGUUUGAUCUAGGCUUUGCUAGUGAGGAAGCAUAUAAAAUUUUCUUUUGCAGCU